Varroa destructor (honeybee mite) is the source of this 3626-nucleotide messenger RNA. RefSeq lists its product as uncharacterized. The record is from RefSeq and is a predicted model, not a curated record. Gene Ontology annotation, cellular component: nucleus. NCBI's taxonomy places the organism in Eukaryota, Metazoa, Arthropoda, Arachnida, Mesostigmata, Varroidae.
AUUUUAUCUACAAAUAACGUUAUUAUCCUUAUAUACAGACAUGCAAUAUUUUCUAAAAUAUUGUGAAGUGGCAAUAUUGUCAAAGUUUUCCAGUAUUGAUGGUUUCGACGAGGUUAGCUUUUUUCAAUCUAAUUUGAACCGUCUCUGUUCGAAGUGGUGGAAACCAUAUGCGUAAUUCAUAAGCAACUAAUUUUCCGGCCAUCACCGCACUCACUGAUACACGGAGAGCACAGUAGACAAAAGCAGGUAGUAUAUGCGCUCGUGGUUGCAAGUAACUUCAUCAAUAGCACACGACAUAAUAUUCAACUAAGUGCGAAAGGCGGGUCAGGAACGAGCGUGGAAAGCCCAUUUGUCCAUCUACUUGGUGCUUACACGGGCCUCAUCAUUGAGUUCGUGCGUGAUGGUAGAGACCAAACGAGGCAGGCAGGUAGCUGCCGGCGGAAAAGAAAACCAGACAAGUUCUCAAGCCGCGUCGAGUGGUCGAGGAACGAAAAGAAGCGCAGAGAAGGCUGGCGCUACUUCGGCAAAGUCAAACAGCGAAGCUAGUUCAGUUUCUGGCACUGCAGUCAUUACAGGACCCUCCUCCUCAAAAGUUAGCAAAUAUGAAAAGGCGACCAAGUCGCAAGCGCAAACAAGUGAGUCUCCAAAGGCCGCAACAAUAACUACGACGACGACACCAACGGCAACGACAACAACAACAGCUCGUCGCUCAACCGACUCGAAAACACGCUCAGGAGAAAAAACUGUAGAAAACACUGGAAGUGAAUCGAGCAAAUCUGAAGAUAGUCGUAUGGGUCACCGAAACUCAGCGAGUGGCUCUAAGCAACGCGUAUUCAACGGGCUAAACCAAGAGGUCGAGCGAAUCCUGGGCUGUACGGAACACGAGGGUGAAUUGGUAUUCCUCAUCAAAUGGAAACAUUCAGAUGACGCUCCGCAAGUAGUUCCUGCCAAGAUCGCGAAUAUCAAAUACCCGCAGAAGGUGAUAGAGUUCUACGAGCAGCGUAUUGUUUGGGAUGACCCGCUGUGAAAUGCCCGAGAAAAGUCUAUGCAAAUAAUAAUGAAAAUGAUAAUAAUCAUAAUAAAGUUUAUUACAACGACAACGGAUCAUAUAGAGAACAAAAGCAGUGUCAAUUCUUAUGUUAAAAGAAUGAAUGAAACGAACCUGAGACUGUAAAGCUAAUCUGUUUCUCGAUCAAAGAAGAAACACGAGGGCCAACAUGACGAUGCCCAUGUAAAGCAAAACCUACGGUUGUUUUUCGUCGUCAUUAACGCCUCGCAAUACAGUGAAGUACCGGUGUGCACCUCAUCGUGGUUCAGUGCUAUUCCCGUUUGCUGAUUUGCGUCAAUAGAUAGUGAAAACCCGAAAAGGGCCUGAUGAGCUUACCACACUCGUUUGAAACGCGUACGCGCGUUUACAUCUGUGUAAAUGUGAAGGCCCAACUCAGAAAUAUGUCCCUUUAUUCAUCUCUAUAACACAGUUUAUGUCAAUAUGCCGCGCCGUACAACGGCAAGAAUGUUAUGCCAUGAAGGUACCGUGGAAAGAAUAUGGUUGUGCUGUAUGUUCUCGCCUCUUGAGUUCUCAGCUUGUUACCAGCCCAUACGUGCUCGGAUCGCAUUAAACAGGUAUGGGAAUCAAGAAGUGAGUUCCUCCAAUAGAAUCCGUAACCUCUAAAACGGAUUAAUAAUACGUAUGUUAAUGAGGUGAGGGAAACGAGCACGAAAUUUGUGGGGAGUUCAUCAUAUUCGGGUUGAAAUAAUCUAUUUGAUCUAGACAAUCUUCGCAAGAUAUCGUACUGUACAAUUGUAUGGCUUCUUUAUUAAUUGCGAAAGAGGUAAAUAUAGUCUGAGUGAUCCAUUCCGCUGAAAUAUAAAACCAUAAAAUGCAAGUGAAUUAGGGCAAAUUAAUUACGCUUUUCGCCCAAGCAAUAAUCAUUAUGUUAUUACUGCAUUUUUGUGGAUAUAUAUAUAUAUACAUACAUACAUACAUACAUACUCUAAGUGCCAUCCACAAAUCUUUAUACGCGAACUAGCCAAACAAUGAAUGAACUCGUAAAAACAUACACCAGUUGUAAUAUUUAUUCACGGGAUGCGUUCCCGAUUUUGAACAAGUACAGCGAACAUGAUCUGGUGGAAGCAUCUGCAAAUUGUGGAAAAAUGCUAUUCGUAAUAGAUAUGUUAAAUUAGUGAGUGGAAGAUUAUGUUUGAUGGUGUAAUUGUUCCUCUGGCCGUAGCCUCUCUCAAGAUAAUGUCUAUGUAUAUGAAUAUUCGCCUUGUAAAUAAAUUGCGAGACACUUAUGAAAGACGUUUUUAUUUGGAUCCCUUCAAAUCUACUUUUGUAUAAUAACUAUUUUGAGUUGACUUAAAACCGAUUGAAAAGCAUUCUAUUUUGAUCAAACUUUAUUAUUAUUUUUGGAAUUAUUUUUUUUUGGGUAACAUCGAGCAGCUAUAUGGGCUUCUGUAAGCUAUAAUAUAUUCAAUUAUAAGUGAGCAAUUUUUUGACCUUGGAGAAUGAAAGAAAUGGAACGGCAUGGAACUCAAAGAACCGUCAAAACUGUUCACUUUACAUUAGUGUAAUGUUCAAUAUGAAAGUUACUGUCAGAUAUCAAUAAUACGAUUUGCCCUGUACCAAAUCACAAUUUUGUAUAAUGAAAUGAUUUUACUAUAUUAGAAGAAAUGUCACUCUGCCUAUUUAUUUAUGUAUUUAAAGAUAUAUAAAUUAUCGCACAGUCAUAAUUCCAUAAUAUUGCAAGAAGAGACAAACUUCCAAGCAAACGUGAUAACCAAAGCAUACGCCUACUAGAAUUAGGUGCCAUUAGUCCACAGUUGUUGAGCCCUAAUGGCAGUCUUUAACUGGUUCCAACAGCAGAGAGGAAACUGCUGCACUGAACUAAUAGAAUUUGUUAGCUAAAGGCAAAAACUACCCAGAAAUUACGUGUCCAACGAAAUCUGUGAAUUACAAGUACCCAUUUAUAGUAAAUAAUGUAAUAACAAGAUGAUCAGUUUGCAGGAAAUCACAUCACAGAUGCGUCUAUAGAUUACUUCAGACAAAUUCCUUGAAUAACUGUAAAACUCUUGCAAUAGGCUCAUCAUUCAGCCAGACUCAUCUAAUGACUAAGUUAGACAUUUUCAAUAAAUAUUUUAGGAGCUUCUAAAGGGUGCGCUUGUUAAUAAAGGCUUUUGGCGUUGCACAUGUUACAAUGCAACAAUUUUCUCCCGCAACUCUUACUUGUGACAAAAAGUUGAAAAAAGACUCUCUUAGUUUAAGGAAAGCUUUGCUUUAAAAAUACAAAAGUAACGUUUAAAAGGCGUACAAAAUUCCAGCGUUAAUUUCGACCAAUGAAGCUUAACAUUAUUUAAGAUCAGCAUCAAAGGCGGGCAUUUUUCCAUGAUGAUGUAUCUGGGCCACAUCGAUGGUUUGGCCCUGCAUCAGCGGGACGUGCGGUCGCUGUCCCAAUCGGGUAAACUGAAUGAACUAAGCGUAGUGAACCUUUAGAAAAAGCAACAGCAUCAAGACUAAUUUAUUAAGGUGUUAGAUUUUCUACCCAGGAAUUUUCGUCGACUAGUACCUGUAGCUUCUAAAAACCAUGACAUAUCUAAUGUAUAUAUAUGUAAUAUGUACCACAAAU